UUCAUUUUAUUGAAAGUUUUUAAAUAUUAAAGUCGCUUAAGCGUAUUAAAAAAAGAAAUAUUAUGAAGUCCCAAUUUGCAAUUCUUCUUGUACUAGCGUGUCUCAGCAAUGCACAAAAAUUCGCCCCAUAUUAUGACACAUUUUUACGAGAUCGUUCAGAUCUUGAAGAAAUCGCCAGACUCACGGGGCAGCACAGUUACCACUUGGCCUUCGCUCUGGGAGGAAUUGAAGGAUGUAAACCAAAGUGGGGAGCAGAGUUUGACAUUGACGACCCCGUGGUCAUGAAUCCAAUCAGAGCUGUGCAAGCCAUGGGUGGAGAAAUGAUUGUGGCGACGGGAGGUGCCCUUGGACCAUAUCUUGAACAUUUGUGCGGCACUGCAGCGGAGUUAGCUGAAGCUUACAAAAUUGUCCUCGACACGGUUGGCACGAACCAUUUGGACGUUGAUGUCGAAGCUCCGGUAAAUUUGGACAUUAUGAAUCAAGCUUUGCGAAUGGUCCAGCAGGAGAGACCCAACACCACGGUCAGCUUUACACUUAUGAUCCAAGGGGAGGAUUACGGGUUGACACCUGCGUUGGGUGUGGACGUCUUGAAUCAUGCGGUUCGUACGGGCGUCAGGGUGGAUACGGUUAAUGCAAUGACGAUGGAGUUUGGCUGUAUCACAGCCGAUUUUGGAGUGUGUAUUAUCAAUACAGCAAACGCAGUUUUGGGACAAAUGAAAUCAAUUUGGCCUGAAAAAAGUGAUACUGAAUUGAAAUCCAUGCUUGGCAUUACGCCCAUGAUUGGAAGAAAUUUUAACGGAAAUACGUUUCAAUUGGCAAAUGCCCGUACAGUUGUGGACUGGGCAAAGGCGAAUAGUAUUGGUCUCCUGGCCUUUUGGUCAAUCGAGAGGGAUAGUCCCGGCUGUAUUAAUACUGUUUCGCCAUAUUGCAGUGGGGUCGCUCAGGAGAGAUUCGACUUUACAAGGAUAUUCUUCAGAGUCAAUGGAGCAGUCAAUUAAUUGUGAUGAAUGACACAUUAUUGGGACUUGAGAUUAUGUCAGUGCAUGCAUACAUCAGUGAUUAAUAAAUAGAUAAUCAAUUGUAAAUGCAAAA
Messenger RNA from Folsomia candida, 1092 nucleotides. RefSeq names its product probable bifunctional chitinase/lysozyme. The coding region runs from base 63 to 998 and encodes 311 amino acids. NCBI's taxonomy places the organism in Eukaryota, Metazoa, Arthropoda, Collembola, Entomobryomorpha, Isotomidae. The record is from RefSeq and is a predicted model, not a curated record. The transcript has 4 exons.